CGGCAGCAGUCAGCAGGCAGCUGGGCCGGCCUGGCCGGGCUCCAGAGGCGCGGAGCGGGUUAAACUAUAAAGGCCGCCGCGCCGCGGAGCUGCCACUGGGCUGCGCGCCUCCCGGGAACCCCCUCUCGUGGGUGCUCUUUGAAGUGGAGGAGGGAGGCGGCGAGAGGGAGGAGAAGGAAGGGAGAGAGGCCCAGCCCGCCGCCCUCUGCGCCCCGAGGCUCCCCCGCACCGCGCACCUGGCGCCGCCUGCCCGCAGCAGAGGCUCGGCCCCUUUCGUCCGAGGACAACCUGCUGACCCCCGGCCAGGAUGGAUGGCAGAUGGCAGCCUUCACGCUGGGCCUGGUCCCUGCUGGCUGUGGCACUUGUGGCUGGGGGUGCAUCGUCCACAGGGGCCGUGGACAACAGCCCAACAUCCAACAGCCUGGAGGCGGGCACCGAUGCCACCGCCUACUGGUGGGGAGAGUGGACCAAGUGGACGGCGUGUUCCCGCAGCUGCGGGGCUGGGGUGACGUCCCAGGAGCGGCACUGCCUGCAGCAGAGGAGGACGUCUGUCAUGGGCACUGGGAACCGGACCUGCACGGGCACGUCCAAGAGGUACCAGCUCUGCAGAGUACAGGAGUGUCCGCCGGACGGGAGGAGCUUCCGCGAGGAGCAGUGCAUCUCCUUCAAUUCCCGUGUGUACAACGGGCGGACGCACCAGUGGAAGCCGCUCUAUCCCGAUGACUAUGUGCACAUCUCCAGCAAGCCGUGCGACCUGCACUGCACCACCGUGGAUGGCCAGCGCCAACUCAUGGUCCCCGCCCGCGACGGCACGUCCUGCAAGCUUGCCGACCUGCGAGGGGUCUGCGUGUCUGGAAAAUGUGAGCCCAUCGGCUGUGACGGGGUGCUCUUCUCCACCCACACGCUGGACAAGUGUGGCGUCUGCCAGGGGGACGGAAGCAGCUGCACCCACGUGACAGGCAACUACCGCAAGGGGAACACCCACCUGGGUUACUCUCUGGUGACCCACAUCCCGGCCGGUGCCCGAGACAUCCAGAUUGUGGAGCGGAAGAAGUCUGCGGACGUCCUAGCUCUUGCAGAUGAAGCCGGCUACUACUUCUUCAAUGGCAACUUCAAGGUGGACAGCCCCAAGAACUUCAACAUCGCCGGCACCGUGGUCAAGUACAGGCGGCCCAUGGACGUGUACGAGACGGGAAUCGAGUACAUCGUGGCGCAGGGGCCCACCAACCAGGGCCUGAACGUCAUGGUGUGGAACCAGAACGGCAAAAGCCCUUCCAUCACCUUCGAGUACACGCUGCUGCAGCCGCCGCACGCCCACCGCAUCCAGCCCGUCUACUACAGCUUCUCGGAGCCCACCGCAGACAGCACGGAGAGCCAGGAGCUGGACGGGGCUGGGCUGGUGGGCUUCCUUCAGCACAACGGCUCCCUCUACGGCCAGGCCUCCUCGGAGCAGCUGGGCCUGGACAACCGACUGUUCGGCCACCGGGGCCCGGGGAUCGAGCUGGGUCUGAGCAAAGGCCAGGAGACCAACGAGGUGUGCGCGCAGGCCAGCGGCAGGGCCUGCGAGGGGCCCCCCAGGGGCAAGGGCUUCCGAGACGGCAACGCCACCGGGACGGCUCAUGCGGGACACCAGGAUGACCAAGAGACCGGCGCCCAUUUUACCUCCCAGGAGCUCCUCUCGGCCAACGCCAUCUCCGACCAGCUCCUGGACACGGACUCCGACUCCAGGGAGGUCCCCCUCAAUGAGACCAGCAACAGCAUCUUUGCACAGGGCGCCCCGAGGGGCUCCCCGGCCGACAGCCUCUACGUCGAGUACGAGGAGAACGAGGGAGCCGGUGCUUACCUGCUCAACGGGUCCUACCUGGAGCUGAGCACUGACAGAGUGGCCAACACCUCCUCCGAGGCCCCGUUCCCCAACGCCAGUGCCAGCCUCCCUGCCUUGGCUGGGAACAGGACGCAGAAAGCCAGGACCAGGCCCAAGACGCGCAAGCACGGCGUGAGUCCCGCGGACAUGUACCGGUGGAAGCUCUCGUCCCACGAGCCCUGCAGCUCCACCUGCACCACAGGUACCCGUGACGGGUGCCGAAGGGCGGCACCUGCUGAGCCCACCUCGCCGGUGGGUGCGAGUCCGGGCUUCGGAGCCCAUGCACCUGCUUGUAGCCCCCAGUUGCCCACAGGGAGCUUAUCUAGCAGUUUCCUGACCCACGAGGCACAAGCUUCUGGCUUACAGCCCAGGGCCUGGGGCUCCAUCUGCCGCCAGCUCUGGUCCCCUCCCCCUGGGGACUGCUGCAAGGUCAGAUGCCAGACCCAGGUCCGGGACCUGUGGCAAAUGCCGUGCCCGUCCCGAGGCAGGUGGGAGACUAGCAGCUGGAGCGAGUGCUCGCGCACCUGCGGCGAGGGCUACCAGUUCCGCAUCGUGCGCUGCUGGAAGAUGCUCUCGCCCGGCUUCGACAGCUCCGUGUACAGUGACCUGUGCGAGGCGGCCGAAGCCGUGCGGCCUGAGGAGCGCAAGACGUGCCGGAACCCGGCCUGCGGGCCGCAGUGGGAGAUGUCUGAGUGGUCAGAGUGCACGGCCAAGUGUGGGGAACGCAGCGUGGUGACCAGGGACAUCCGCUGCUCGGAGGAUGAGACACUGUGUGACCCCAACACCAGGCCUGUGGGGGAGAAGGACUGCACGGGCCCUCCUUGCGACCGCCAGUGGACAGUCUCCGACUGGGGGCCGUGCAGUGGGAGCUGCGGGCAGGGCCGCAUGAUCAGACACGUGUACUGCAAGACCAGCGACGGACGGGUGGUGCCCGAGUCUCAGUGCCAGAUGGAGGCCAAGCCUCUGGCCAUCCACCCCUGCGGGGACAAGAACUGCCCCGCCCACUGGCUGGCCCAGGACUGGGAACGGUGCAACACCACCUGUGGCCGAGGUGUGAAAAAGAGGCUGGUACUGUGCAUGGAGCUGGCCAACGGGAAGCCGCAGACGCGCAACGGCCCCGAGUGCGGCCUGGCCAAGAAGCCCCCGGAGGAGAGCACGUGCUUCGAGAGGCCCUGCUUCAAGUGGUACACCAGCCCCUGGUCUGAGUGCACCAAGACCUGCGGGGUGGGAGUGCGGAUGCGAGACGUGAAGUGCUACCAAGGCACCGACAUCGUCCGGGGCUGCGACCCGCUGGUGAAGCCCGUUGGCAGACAGGCCUGUGACCUGCAGCCUUGCCCCACGGAGCCCCCAGACGACAGCUGCCAGGACCAGCCGGGCACCAACUGCGCCCUGGCCAUCAAGGUGAACCUCUGCGGCCACUGGUACUACAGCAAGGCAUGCUGUCGCUCCUGCCGGCCCCCCCACUCCUAGGCCCGGCGGCCGCUCCUCAGAGACCGAGCACCCCAUCCCUGGGGCCACAGCAGCCCCUCCACGGACACCCUCCGUGCAGGGCGCCCCGGCUGUGAAGACGUGACACUGAGCCCCUGCUCUCUCCCCGGGCAGGAGAGCCCCUCCCCUGACCCCCAACCCCCGAGCGCGCCCGUCGGCCCUCCCAGGACAGAGCCGGGAGGACUGGCGCGUUUGUGGCUCCCACCCGGGGGCCUGGGAACAUCCUCUGUCCCUCCAGGGCUGUGGGGGUGAGGAGAGGGGGAUGGGCAGCCAGGGAGACGGGGCGCCUGGGAUCCUGAUGCUGUCUAGGUGACUCCUUCCGGAGGAAUUUUAAUCUCACGACGUAGCAUCGCUCGCCUCCCUGAUACGAAGCUCUUGGCACGGAGGGACCCACCGCACUUUACACCUGGGAAGAGGCGUUUUUCUCACAGCACCAUGGCUGUGCUGUCGUCCGUCAGUGCUCUCUGUACGUUAAUAAAGUGGUCCUAUUUAUGGCGGCA
Molecule: messenger RNA, 3852 nt
Organism: Aethalodelphis obliquidens (Pacific white-sided dolphin)
Lineage: Eukaryota; Metazoa; Chordata; Mammalia; Artiodactyla; Delphinidae
Gene: ADAMTSL2
Product: ADAMTS like 2
Exons: 20
Coding region: 308-3334 (1008 amino acids)
Biological process (GO): extracellular matrix organization
Cellular component (GO): extracellular matrix
Source: RefSeq, a predicted model, not a curated record